GUAGACAUUGGAGUAGCGUCAUUCACCAGGUCUCAGCAUGGAGGUCAGAGGGGUGUGUGUGCUUCUGGGAGUUCUACUAUUGGUGAACUGUUCAUUUCAGCAGACUCCAGCAAAGAAGAGGACCCUGAAAAAAGACACAGCAAAGGACGCUGCGAUCGAGGAGCUGCAGAAACAGAUCAACGCCAUCGUUCAGGAGCUCAACUUGCUCAAGGAACAUCAAGCCCUGCAGACAGUCUGCCUGAAAGGAAAAAAGGUUCAUAACAAGUGUUUCCUCGCCAACGUGGUGAGAAAACAAUAUCACACCGCCAGCGAGGACUGCAACGCCAUGGGUGGCGUCCUCGCCGCGCCCACAUCUGGCGACGAGAACGACCAGCUCAGAGACUACGUCCGCCAGAGCAUCGGCCCGCAUGAGCAGGCCUGGCUGGGCAUCCAAGACAUGGCGACGGAGGGCACCUGGGCGGACCCCAUGGGCUCCAGCAUCACCUUCAAAAACUGGGACACCUCCAACUCCCGGGCCCCACAGCCGGAUGGAGGCAAGGCCCACAACUGCGCCGUCCUGUCCGGGGCCGCCGGCGGGAAGUGGUUCGACGAGAACUGCCGCGAGGAGAAGCCGUCGGUCUGCCAGUUCAACAUCGUUUGAUCACAAGCGCCGCAACAUACGUUCGGUGCGAGAACCACAAGACAACAAAUAUUUCCUCAACAAAGUAGUUUGCUAGCCUUGUAGUCUCCCUCAAUGUAUAGCCUGAAGAAUCAUGAAUAAACUAUAAA
Molecule: messenger RNA, 768 nt
Organism: Pungitius pungitius (ninespine stickleback)
Lineage: Eukaryota; Metazoa; Chordata; Actinopteri; Perciformes; Gasterosteidae
Gene: clec3bb
Product: C-type lectin domain family 3, member Bb
Exons: 3
Coding region: 38-640 (200 amino acids)
Biological process (GO): ossification; bone mineralization
Source: RefSeq, a predicted model, not a curated record